This is a messenger RNA of Fonsecaea monophora, 438 nucleotides long. RefSeq lists its product as hypothetical. Bases 1 to 438 code for a protein of 145 amino acids. The transcript has 3 exons. NCBI's taxonomy places the organism in Eukaryota, Fungi, Ascomycota, Eurotiomycetes, Chaetothyriales, Herpotrichiellaceae. The record is from RefSeq and is a predicted model, not a curated record.
AUGUCUAACGCACUGAACGAAGAUAACACGCCUGACCUCAAGGUCGACGAAAGCCCCAUCUCGCCCAUUGAGCGCCGGAACUCUCUCGAGAAGCACUUGCAGCUGCGCCCCGAUGUUCAAGACCUCAAGAAUCGCAACAUCCUCCUUAACAGCAAUGCUGCCCCGGCCCUACAAGCGAAACAGCACGAACUCGAGCGUCAACAACAAUCCGACAAUUUAAGAAAACAUCUCGAGAAGCGACCAGAACGUGACGAACUGGUGGAACGAAAUAUCCUUCCCGACUCAACCGCCGCGCCAGCGCUGCAAGCCAGUCAGAAAGCCUUGGAUCGUCAUAUGCGAGCAGACAGUCUUGAGCAUAAGAUUCAACAGCGGCCCAAGCCAGAACAGCUGGUCAAAGAGGGUAUUCUGGAGGCGGAUGAAGACCCGACCAAGCCAUGA